Oncorhynchus nerka (sockeye salmon) is the source of this 1638-nucleotide messenger RNA. RefSeq names its product tripartite motif containing 105 (gene trim105). NCBI's taxonomy places the organism in Eukaryota, Metazoa, Chordata, Actinopteri, Salmoniformes, Salmonidae. The record is from RefSeq and is a predicted model, not a curated record. Gene Ontology annotation, molecular function: protein binding; ubiquitin protein ligase activity. Gene Ontology annotation, cellular component: cytoplasm. The coding region runs from base 195 to 1499 and encodes 434 amino acids. Gene Ontology annotation, biological process: protein ubiquitination. The transcript is spliced from 9 exons.
AUAGACCUGGCAACCCUGAGUCUGGACUUCCUGGCGAGGCGGGGCUCAGCAGCAGCUAACUAACAUCUGGCGAAGAGCUCGAGCUCUCCACCUCGGGCUGCAGAGACAUCUCUUAGCGACGAGCCCUGUGGUCUGCCUCUAGCCUGUCUAUGAACUGAAGUGCCUCAUUUCUAAAAGAACAGAGCGUCCUCAUCAUGUCUGCAGCAGCUCCCAACAGUAAGAGCCAGUCCAGUCUCAGAGAAGACUUGACCUGCGCCAUCUGCUGUGACCUCUUUACUGAGCCGGUGAUGCUGGCGUGCAUGCAUCACUUCUGUAAGCACUGUAUCAGUACCUACUGGAGGGGUACCCAGACACCGGUUUCCUGUCCCCAGUGUAGGAAGGAGUUCACCAACAAACACUUCCAGACCAACUAUCUGGUGACGGCCAUGGUGGAGAAGGUUAGGGCCUCCACCUCUGACUGUUAUGUCCAGAAUAUCCAGAAACAACAGAAGGAUUCGUUGGAGGCCCACAGACGGAGACGAGAGGAUUUCAUCACUGUUCUAAAUGGAGACAAGGACAAGAUGGAGAGCAUCAAGAGAAUUGGCUCUGAGCUGCAGGUGCGGAUCCAAGGGGAGUUCCAGGCGUUGCAGGCCUUCCUUGCGGAGGAGGAGGCGUGUGUGUUGGACCGGCUGCGGAGGGAGCAGGAGGUGGCUCUGGAACAGCUGCAGCGCCACCUGGAGGCUGUCCGAGAGGCUGUCAGUCAGCUGGACCACAGUAUGAGAAUCCUGCAUGAGGCUGCUACUACCACGCACCAGACUGGACUAGUAGAGCUUCCCCAGAUACGGCCUCCAUUAGACGUGGGCCCAGGACCAGAGCUAGACUUGAAUGGCUUCAGCAGUAGAUACAUGGCACCGCUGCAGUACAUCACGUGGAGGAAGAUGUUCAAGUCUCUCAAACCCGGUCCGGCCCCGGUGACGUUCGACGUGGACACGGCCCACCCCAGUGUCUACGUAUCCAGAGACAGAACCAUCGCAGUAGACUGUGAUAGCAUGACCCCCUACCAGCCCAACCCUAAGAGGUUCCUACAGUCUGUCAACGUGCUGGGGGCUCAGGGCUUCCAAGAUGGACGCCACUACUGGGAGGUAGGAGUGGGCAGCAAGGCCAAGUGGGACCUGGGUGUGGCAUCGGAGAGGGUUGACCGCCAGGCCCGGGUCAAGCUGAGUCCUGAGAGCGGUUACUGGACCCUACGACUGAGAGAGGGAGACCAGUACUCUGCAGGCACACAGCCCUGGACACGGCUCCAGGUUGGGUGUUCUCCCCAGAGGAUAGGGGUGUUCCUGGACUGUGAUGAGAGGAAGGUGUCCUUCUACAACGCUGAUGACAUGAGUCUCCUGUACUCUUUUAGUAACGGCCCCAGGGGCAGAGUGCUGCCCUUCUUUAGUCCCUGUGUCAAUGAUACUAACCGGAAACCACAGCCCAUACAGCUGCUGCACUAUCCUCCUGUUGACCUGUCCCGUUAGGACAGGUGUGUCAAUGAUACUAACCGGAAACCACAGCCCAUACAGCUGCUGCACUAUCCUCCUGUUGACCUGUCCCGUUAGGACAGGUGUGUCAAUGAUACUAACCGGAAACCACAGCCCAUACAGCUGCUCCACUAUC